Messenger RNA from Stereum hirsutum FP-91666 SS1, 2118 nucleotides. Its product is annotated as mannosyltransferase. Gene Ontology annotation, biological process: protein N-linked glycosylation. Gene Ontology annotation, cellular component: endoplasmic reticulum membrane. Bases 64 to 1620 code for a protein of 518 amino acids. Gene Ontology annotation, molecular function: GDP-Man:Man(3)GlcNAc(2)-PP-Dol alpha-1,2-mannosyltransferase activity. NCBI's taxonomy places the organism in Eukaryota, Fungi, Basidiomycota, Agaricomycetes, Russulales, Stereaceae. The transcript is spliced from 9 exons. The record is from RefSeq and is a predicted model, not a curated record.
GCGGUGUACACUAGAAUACACGCCGUGGUAUUCCCUCUGUCCUUGACAUCUCAUAGCAUUAUAAUGCUUGGUUAUCUGCUUGCUGUGCUCUUACUUGCCGUUCCUUUCUACAUUCGUCAACUCCGUUCGGGCAAUGCACAACGCCGCAAGGACUUGUUGAAGUCACUUGGUCAGAGCGAAAUUUGCGACAGAAAAAUAGUAGGGUUUUUUCACCCUUACUGCAAUGCUGGUGGCGGAGGAGAGCGUGUUCUUUGGACGGCCAUCGCUUUCAUGCAACGUACGGAGCCGGAUAUUGUAAGCAUCGUAUAUAGCGGAGAUACGGAUGCUACCAAGGAAGAGAUUCUGGAUAAGGUCAAGGCUAGGUUCGCCAUAAUAUUAUCACCGGAACUUGUACAUUUUGUCUUCCUGGAGUCUCGGCGGUUUGUGGAAGACUCUACGUGGCCGCGGUUCACUCUACUCGGUCAGAGCCUAGGUUCUAUGUACCUGGCUUGGGAGGCAGUGUCGAAAUUGAUCCCCGAUCUUUAUAUUGAUACCAUGGGCUAUGCGUUCACAUUCCACGUUGUCUCCUUGCUGGCUGGUAUUCCUGUAGGCGCCUACGUCCACUAUCCCACGAUCAGCACAGACAUGCUCGCUCGCGUACAAUCUCGGAGGCAAUGGCACACCAAUUCAAGUGCGAUCUCGUCUUCGUCAAUCCUUAGCCAAGGGAAGCUCCUAUACUACCGGCUUUUCAUGUACCACUAUGCUCAAGCUCUUCGCCGAGUCUCGUUCCUGAUGGCUAAUUCUUCCUGGACGAAGAAUCACGUAGACUCUAUUCUCGCAUACUCAGAUCCGUUACUUGACACGAUGCACCUUCCAUUCAAAAUACUGGCGUACCCAUUUACAACGGUUCUCGAACUGGUUUUGGCGCCAGUACCGUCAAGAGUCGACUCUUUAUCACGCAGAACAUCGAAGGAAGCAAAGAUCGUAUACCCGCCUUGUGACACUCGGGCCAUGUCGUCAUUUCCUCUCGAAGGACGGGAACGUAUCAUCCUCAGCAUCGCUCAGUUCCGGCCCGAGAAAGAUCACCCUAUGCAACUUCACGCCCUCUCGAAACUUCUUCUCGCACACCCGGAAUACAAAGCACCCUUUGUUGGCGCUCAAGGCGGUGUCCGCCUCGUACUGAUCGGGGGCAGUCGGAAUGAGGAGGAUUCAGCUCGUGUGGAAAGCCUGCGCGCUUUAGCGAGGGAACUGCAUGUCGAAGAACACGUCGAGUUCAUGAUCAACGCCUCAUAUCCUGCGAUGCUCUCUUACCUCGAGCGCGCGAGCGUAGGUUUACACACCAUGGUUGAUGAGCAUUUUGGAAUCAGCGUAGUCGAAUUCAUGGCUGCGGGCGUGAUACCUGUCGCGCAUGCCUCUGCCGGACCGCUCCUUGAUAUCAUUGUUCCCGUCAACGGCGAACUGACAGGUUAUCAUGCCACUACCGCAGAGACCUUUGCUGAGAAGUUGUAUGAAGCUCUGACGUUGUCUAAGGAUUCUGAUCUCGCUUUGAGGCAGAGAGCAAGACAAUGGGCUACGAUGACCUUCUCGGAGCAGGAGUUUGAAAAAGGAUGGGAGGGGAGUGAGUGGAAGAAGUGGCUUUAGGUACUGGGACAUGCGAACAUAUAACUCGGCACGUCCAAUACAUUGACUUAUCGCCAGGACCGAGCGCCACUACCUGCCACACAUUACUCGCGAAUGUUCAAGUCAAAUCAUUAUACAGUAUGGACAUCGCGUGAACUGUCGAGUGUUUUGUCCAAAGAGUCCCGGAGAAGACGUCGUUCCAUACGUACUAACUUCCCUCAACGGCCGCAAAGUCGCACAGAUAGAUGAUGAGACACGACAUUGUCCAUCUAACUCCGCAUCUCGACUCGGCUGCUACAUGAUUUACCUCGCACGAGAUGCUUCCUUUCACUGCCACUGAUGGGUCCCCCUCAGGCCUCAGAGCGCGUCCCCUUUCUAAAUCUUCUAACUCGUCUUAUCGGCCUUUAUCACCCAUGUCCUCUCGACGCCGCCUGCUGUGAUGUUCAGGUAACUAGUCCCAGCGCGACACGUUUCACGGAGGCUUCGGCUCAGUCAUUUGUAUUCGAAAUUCCCCAUCAU